Molecule: messenger RNA, 1515 nt
Organism: Purpureocillium lilacinum
Lineage: Eukaryota; Fungi; Ascomycota; Sordariomycetes; Hypocreales; Ophiocordycipitaceae
Product: substrate-specific activator of APC-dependent proteolysis
Biological process (GO): positive regulation of anaphase-promoting complex-dependent catabolic process; anaphase-promoting complex-dependent catabolic process; positive regulation of ubiquitin protein ligase activity
Cellular component (GO): anaphase-promoting complex
Molecular function (GO): ubiquitin ligase activator activity; protein binding; anaphase-promoting complex binding
Source: RefSeq, a predicted model, not a curated record
AUGUCGGCGCUUCUAUUCAUUCCCUCUCGAGCCGGACAAGACCUCCAAGCCAGCUUCAGUCUACUUCACGACGACGGGUCACCAGCUACACCCUCAAGACAGAAGAAGCGUACCCCACAUGGCGAACUUCAUUUUCAGAAGACCGAGGAAGCAAACCGCACGUUUUCCACCCUGCUUCGGGCUGAGCUCUUCGACAGUUCGGUACCUCAAGCGUCAUCCCCAGCGUUGACUUCUGACAACGCGCUUCCGGCGUCCGUCCAGACACAUACGAAUAAUGGCACACGCGCGCACACGCCGCCUAUCAACAGCUCGGCCCCGUCGCUUCCUUCUUCCUUGACCCCGUCUACGCCUCACAAGAACCUCUUCUCAUACAUGUCCCCACGCCACCACAACCACGUGGCAGGCCACCCUACGCCCACCAAAACACCCCAAAGUCGUCACGGGCCUAAUCUGGACACCAGAGCCGAAAUAUACAGCCUAUCGCCAGUCCGUUUUGGUAGCCAGCAGCUGCUUCUGAGCCCCCGAAGACAGCCUCGGGCAGUGAGCAAGGUACCAUACAAGGUUUUGGAUGCCCCCGAGCUCGCCGACGACUUCUACUUGAACCUUGUGGACUGGGGAAGCGCGAAUGUGCUGGGUGUAGGCCUGGGGUCCAGCGUCUACAUGUGGAACGCCCAGACAAGCAAGGUCAACAAACUAUGCACACUCGAGGACGAUACUGUCACCAGCGUCUCGUGGAUUCAGAAGGGUACCCACCUGGCCAUAGGCACCGGGAAGGGUCUGGUCCAGAUUUGGGAUGCCGAGAAGACGAGGCGAUUACGCACGAUGACCGGGCACACGGGACGCGUCGGGUCGCUGGCCUGGAACACACAUAUCCUGACGUCAGGAUCUCGUGACAGACUGAUAUAUCAUCGAGACGUCCGGGCUCCCGAUCAGUGGCUCAGGAAGCUUGUUGGACACAAGCAGGAAGUCUGUGGACUCAAAUGGAACUGCGAGGAUGGCCAGCUUGCGAGCGGCGGAAACGACAACAAGCUGAUGGUCUGGGAUAAGCUCUCGGACACACCGUUGUGGAAAUUUUCGGAUCACACCGCAGCCGUAAAGGCCAUCUCGUGGUCUCCGCACCAACGAGGGCUACUCGCUUCCGGCGGAGGCACGGCUGAUCGACGCAUCAUCUUCCAUGACACGGUCAAGGGGUCUGUCAUUAACGAGAUUGACACGGGUAGCCAGGUUUGCAACAUUGCCUGGUCCAAGAACUCGAACGAGAUUGUGUCCACACACGGGUACAGUCAGAACCAGAUUGUCGUGUGGAAGUAUCCUUCGAUGACGCAGGUUGCGAGCUUGACAGGACACACGUAUCGUGUUUUGUACCUGGCUAUGAGCCCAGACGGCCGCGUGGUGGUGACUGGGGCCGGGGAUGAGACGCUGCGCUUCUGGUCCGUCUUUGGCCGUCGGCCAGGGGCCCGAGAAGAAGGGGAGAAUGGUGGUGGACGACUGGCGGACUGGGGCAUCAUUCGAUGA